UUCAUUGAUGACUAUCGACAUGAUGCUCAUUAACAUACUGAUCAAUGUUGCCACCUCCAGACCCUGUAGAGGGGCCAGUGAGGUUGCGAAUGACCAGGACAAGGACACCAUUUCACAAAAAAGACAGAAAUUGUCACAAGUUCACGAUACAUGAUAUGAAUUGAGGUCUUUGGAGGAUUAGGAAGCAAAAGAGGAGAACGCCUCUGCUACUUAGAGGCCAAUCACAGGCAGUCUUCAUCAUGUGAGUCAUUUUUAUAAGGCGAUGACUUCCCACUCUUCUCAGCAUUGACUGCUCACAACAAGUUCCAGCAGCAUCACCAUUAAGACUUGGAUGAGCUUGUUGACAUGACAGCAUAUUUUGAUGGAGGACUUAAUGAGAUCCAUGGAGGGUGAACAAUUCUCAUAACAGACUUGAUUUGACUACUUUUCUGUUUGGGGUCAUGGAUGCUGAAUUCAAUGGAACAUUUAUAACUCUUGGUGGCUUUGUAGACAUAGACAAAUACAGAUAUCUGUACUUUGUCAUCUUGUUGACACUAUAUAUUCUCAUCCUCUGCACUAACUGCACCAUUAUAUGUCUGAUCUGGAUUCACAGGGACCUUCAUGAGCCUAUGUACAUUUUCAUUGCUGCUUUGUCACUCAACUCUCUUUUGUUUAGCACUGUUAUCUACCCUAAACUUUUCAUUGACAUCUUAUCUCACAAACAGACCAUUUCUUAUUCUGCUUGUCUGUUUCAAUAUUUUCUGUAUUACUCCUUUGCAGGAUCAGACUUUUUACUGUUGUCAGCCAUGUCUUAUGACAGGUAUGUGUCUAUCUGCAAACCUCUGCAGUAUCCAACUAUCAUGGGGAGAAGAACUGUUAUUGUCUUCUUGACUUUGGCCUGGUUACUACCUGCAUGUGAGGUUGCAGUGGCAACUGUGAUUAGUUCUCAACACAAACUCUGUGAUUUCACAACAAGAGGAAUCUUUUGUAACAAUACAUUUUUUAAGCUUCACUGUGUAAAAUCAGCAUUUCUUACAGUUUAUGGUUUGUUUGUAAUGAUGAAUUUUCUUGUUGUUCCUUCAAUGUUCAUCCUUUUUACAUACAUAAAGAUAUUUACAGUAACUUAUCACAAGUGUGCAGAAGUCAGGAAAAAAGCUGCAGAGACAUGUUUACCUCACCUGGUGGUUUUAUUCAGCUUCAUUUGUUUAGUUUUAUUUGAUGUCAUCGUAGCUCGAUUGGAGUCAGAUCUUUCAAAAAUUGUACGUCUAUUAAUGACUUUACAAAUAGUUGUGUAUAAUCCUCUGUUCAAUCCAAUCAUGUAUGGAGUGAAAAUGAAAGCUAUUUGGAAACACGUCAAGAGAUUGUUUUGUCGACUGGUAAACAAAAGAAUAUAAUCAAACUUUUUAGCAUUGAAGUCUUUAUUUUCUCUUGUGAUUCUUAGAAAAAGUCAUUCACAUCAUUAUAUGGCAUAUAUAAGAAAAAGGAAGAAAAGCUUUGCUUUCUGAUGCCAUUUUAUACCCUGAAUUGUUUUGCUUUAACAAUAUUAAGUUAUUGUUAAGUCAAUAGUCUGCGUUUAUAUAUACAUUGUAUAAUGUUUGUCAUGUUCAACUCGUGUUUUUAUUUUUUUUAAUGUAUCUUUAAAUCUCCCUUUUUCAAAUUAAAUAUAUUUAUGUUCAUAUACUUUUUUGAUGAUUUAUAACAUAUUUAUGUAAUUUAACUAUAGUUUUUUUUUUUACAUUUUUCACUGCGUAAGCCAUACAUGUUGUCGCACAUUCUGUUCUCUCCCUCUUUUAAAAUGGUAAUAUUUUAACACAGAGUAAAGAAAUAUAAACGAGAUAUGGAGGAUUUUUGAGAUUAUAUCAAAUCUGUUUUUUUCUCCUUUAUUCCGACAUAUUCAAUUGUGUUUAUAAAUGAGUUGUCCAUUCCCCACAUUAUAAUCACAUUAAUCCAUUUCCAUUGAUGAAUCAUGAAAAAGAAAUGUAAAAUGUUGUAAUUGUUUUUACAUUCUGCACCUUAAUAAAC
Nerophis ophidion (straightnose pipefish) is the source of this 2001-nucleotide messenger RNA. Its product is annotated as olfactory receptor 11A1-like. The coding region runs from base 441 to 1373 and encodes 310 amino acids. Gene Ontology annotation, biological process: G protein-coupled receptor signaling pathway. Gene Ontology annotation, cellular component: membrane. NCBI's taxonomy places the organism in Eukaryota, Metazoa, Chordata, Actinopteri, Syngnathiformes, Syngnathidae. Gene Ontology annotation, molecular function: olfactory receptor activity; G protein-coupled receptor activity. The transcript has a single exon. The record is from RefSeq and is a predicted model, not a curated record.